Molecule: messenger RNA, 935 nt
Organism: Vigna angularis (adzuki bean)
Lineage: Eukaryota; Viridiplantae; Streptophyta; Magnoliopsida; Fabales; Fabaceae
Product: remorin
Exons: 6
Coding region: 153-728 (191 amino acids)
Source: RefSeq, a predicted model, not a curated record
CCCUACUUUUAAACUUCCCCAUGUCUCUUGCAUGCACCAACGAGGCCAUCAUCGUUGAACACCAUAACAAAGAGUGUUGCUAUAUAUUAUAGUUUCGUAGGGUAUAUGUAGUGCAUGCCAUAACCUCUGCUAUUAUACUGAGUCUGAGGGUUAUGGAAGAAACUGGGAAGCAACGUGGAAAAGAAGUGAACGAAGGCACCUCAAACACUUAUAAAGAACGUCCCAUUUCUCCACUUGAUCUAGGUUUGUUCGACAAAUGGAAUCGAUUUCGUAGUUUCUUAGUGAUUUUGUCCAAAAGGGUCAAAAAGAAAGUUCCCCCUUUUACUAGAUCGGAUACAAAGGAUUCAAUUGACAGAGAUGCUGUGCUUGCAAGGGUUGAAUCAGAGAAAAGAGUAGCUUUAAUCAAAGCCUGGGAAGAAAGUGAAAAAACAAAAGCAGAAAACAGAGCAUAUAAAAGGCACAAUGCCGUUGUGUUGUGGGAGAAUAGUAAGAAAGCAUCAGCGGAGGCACAUCUGAAGAGAAUUGAGGAAAAAUUGGACAGAAACAAGGCGAAGUGUGUGGAGAAGAUGCAAAAUAAAGUUGCAGAAAUUCACCGAACAGCAGAAGAGAAAAGGGCAAUGAUAGAAGCGUACAAGGGAGAAGAAUUUCUGGAAAUAGAGGAGAAAGCUGCAAAGUUUCGAACUCGUGGAUAUUCUCCCAGGAAAUUUCUUCCAUGCUUUGGCAGUUAAAGCUCAACAUCUUCUCCUUUUCUUGUUAAAGGUUCAAAAUUCGCUCUUUGUUUGUUCUUCCUUUGUAAUAAGAGCAGCAAUUCGCUUGUUACACAAACAAGGGAUCAUGUUAUCUGGUAAGGACGAGAGAUCGAGUCAUUCAAAAAUAUAUAAAAACAAUUUGAGCCAUUAUUUUAAAAUAAAAUUCAUUUCAAAAUUUUGUAAAAA